Paramuricea clavata is the source of this 2067-nucleotide messenger RNA. NCBI's taxonomy places the organism in Eukaryota, Metazoa, Cnidaria, Anthozoa, Malacalcyonacea, Plexauridae. The record is from the annotation of a GenBank genome assembly.
CGCGCUGUUUUAGCUAGUCUGGGUAGUUUGUCUUUACAAGAAGGACAAGGAUGAUCUGUCAGGCAGAAGAUAGAUCUUAACACAUGUUUUCUUUAUGCUAUUUAGUAACCUCUUGAACAUAUUUAUUCCUAGAAAUCAGCACCCUCAAAAAGUGCAGGGUUAGAUCAUGUUUAUGAAGCUGUGAAAAACAAGAAUGUUAGUUUUGAGGUGAAUAUUUUAAACUUGAUUUUAACUAAUCAACUUACGGUUGCUAACACGGACUAAUCUUUAUGCCGGUUGCAUCCAAUUCACAUUCUCAUUUACCCACAUUGCUAGUUACCAUUGUUAUUAUAAUAUACGCUACCGUAGCAGCGAGAAUGUUGACACUUGUUUAUGUUCGUUGUUCUCUAAAAACAACUACUACGUGUAAUGAAAAGAAUCAACAUUAUUUUCUCGCUUUAAUAACUGCUGGUUGACGACCAACUGCUACACAAUAGUGCCUAUAUAGUAACACUAACCAAUACUUUAAGAAUAGUUUCUUAUAUUCAGCGUCGGGUAGAGGUACUGUAUGCCGAGCACCAGAUGCAGUCCAGGGGGAGAGCUGAGACAGCUGUAAAGUUGCUAGAUAUGGGUUUCAAUUUGGAAGAUUGUAUAGAGGCCGCUAAGGCUUUUGGAGAUAUGAAACGUGCCCUUGCUUACUUACAACAGGAGUGCCCACUAUGUUAUGAUGAGAAGCCCAUGAGCCAGGUAAGAGACAUAUACGUUCUAAACUGUUUUUACCAAUGAAAACUGGCCUUUAUUGAUACAGUGAAGUAAGGCCGCCAUCACUGUUUAGUCCAGUGUUACUGCAGGAGAAUCCCAGAGAGUUUGAGGUAUUGGGUAGAAUCAAACUGGAACUCGCGCUGAAAGUAAUCUUGCUUUAUAUUUUUGCAACGAAAUGACUUUACUUUUCAUUUAGAUGAUCACGUUUUUGAGCUGUCGGGACAAAAUCUGUAAGGAUUGUUUGGCACUUUAUCUAACAAUCCGUAUUAAAGAAAUGCAUAUUCAUCAAAUUGUCUGUCCUGUGUGUAGUUUACCCGAUCUCAGGGACGAGGUUGCAGCUGCAGUGUAUUUCAACAAUCUCAGUAUCAUGGUAAGACGUCUUGCGUAGUAUCUUGUGUUUAUUUGUUAUUGUUAUUUAAUUUUACACGCGAUAAUCACAAUAAAGAUAAGAUGGUUUAGUCUAAUUACUCUAAUAUGUACAAAUAAACCUUGAGAUGUAUUUUCAAUUUAGAUGAGAGGGCUUGUUGAUCCUGAAACGCACGAUCUUUUUGAAAAGAAGCUGCGUGAUCGCGCUUUGAGGAAAGAAGCGAAUUUUAGAUGGUGUGCACACGUAAGUACAUUGAAGGAUUGAUGGUAUAUGUAUUGGAGAGAGGGAGGGGGUAAGAGUGGGGCGGGAAGGGGUGAAGGGAGGAGGAUGGGAGAGAAUGUGGGAAAGAGGAGGGGAGAAGUUGGGGAGAAUGGCAAGGAAGAGAGGAGGGAGGAAAUUGAGAGGGAGGAUGGGGGAAGAGGGGAGAAGGGAAGGAGGAAAGGAGUCAAGAAAGGAAUAUGAAAAGAAAUGUUGAAUGAAUGAAAUAAAGAAUAAGUUUUACACUUUUUUUUUCAAACGAUAACUCGUAUACAGACCCUACUGGUAGCAGCUGUAAAAAUGCAAACCUACUAUAGGGCUUACGUUCGAAAGAUUCCAUCUACAGUACAUCUACAUUCAGUUGCGUUGAACGGGAUGUCCAGGGUCUUAAGUUUUCCUUUUUCUUCAGUGUUCUUAUGGAUUUAUCAACGAUUUUCCAAACGUAAACAAGAUGCAAUGUCCAGACUGUCAAAACUUCACCUGCUUCGGGUGCAAAAAACCGGUAAGAUCAUUUCUAGAACAUCUCGGAACAUUGUGAGUAGUCACGUACUAAGUUAGUAUUUCACGUUAAUUGAUAUUUUUGUAGUGGGAAGAUCAACAUGAAGGAAUCACUUGUGAACAGUUUGCUCGAUGGAAGGAAGAAAACGAUGAAGAAUAUCAACCUGCUGGUUUCGCUAGACAUUUUGCUCGUAGUGGCAUCG